Molecule: messenger RNA, 949 nt
Organism: Priapulus caudatus
Lineage: Eukaryota; Metazoa; Priapulida; Priapulimorpha; Priapulimorphida; Priapulidae
Exons: 6
Coding region: 116-715 (199 amino acids)
Source: RefSeq, a predicted model, not a curated record
GUUGCAGACGAGAGCAGGCAUGCAACGCUUGAAAUAUGCGUUUCAUCGUAAUCACUGAGAUUUGACAGGGGCAAGACUGUGUAACACUGGCAAAUGCAAGCAAUACAUUGGAUAGAUGUCGACAAAUCGCAAGUUAAUCACACAAACCAGGAAAGGCACAGCUGCGAUGAAAUGCUACUCUGAUGUGUCUGCUUUAUAUCCUGACAAACGUGCUUAUGGAUAUCAACGGGGCUUCCCACAUGCUACCGAUGGUCCUAAGUAUAUAGCAAACGCAGUAACAGAUCCGUAUGAAUUUACGGACACGCCAAGGAGCAAACAAAUAGCACCAAACGUUGACGACGUCUUGGAACCAAGAACCAAAAGUGAAAAGCUCAAAGUGAGGAGAAAGCUGAUACGAGUAAUACAUGAUACACAUAAAGAGAUGGAAAAGCUGCGCAAGCAAAGGGCACUACUCCAUAGUGGCAAAGAAGCAUUAGAUGUCAGACCCAAUAUAGGCAUAAGCCGAAAACCAAGCAAAAUAGGAGUGACAGUGAGCAUUGCAACGGAUCAUGCAAAUUGUGUUAACACCCAGUACGAGGUGUCUCCCUCUGGGAGUAAGAGCAUGGAGUGGGUCGGUUUCUCGGAAGAGCUCAAUCCCCUCGUGGCUGCCAGCAGGAAAUGCCAAUUGACCCGCAUAUAUCACAGCAAAAAUAAUAAACGGAAAAUGGAAUCGUAAAAAUUAUUGUAUAGUACCCGCGUCUACAGAGCUUUUAUGCACAUUGAUCUAAGCGAUUAUUCGCUUCCGUAUAGCCUUUACUAUAAGAGAUAUGUUCAUUUGUUUACUAAUACGUAUUUCAAUGUGAUAAGGCUCUAUAAUAUGGUGAUUUUCUAAUUCGUGUAAGUGCUUCCACGUUCAACAUCCUGGCUCGCUAGCAGACUCGUAUAUUUAUACGCAUAGGCAAUACGUGUG